Micromonas commoda is the source of this 1098-nucleotide messenger RNA. RefSeq lists its product with no specific name. NCBI's taxonomy places the organism in Eukaryota, Viridiplantae, Chlorophyta, Mamiellophyceae, Mamiellales, Mamiellaceae. Gene Ontology annotation, molecular function: 3'(2'),5'-bisphosphate nucleotidase activity. The record is from RefSeq and is a predicted model, not a curated record. Gene Ontology annotation, biological process: sulfate assimilation; phosphatidylinositol phosphate biosynthetic process. The coding region runs from base 1 to 1098 and encodes 365 amino acids. The transcript has 2 exons.
AUGCCUUCCGCGGUCGCGACGGCGUCGACGACGGACGGCGAUGACAAAGUGACGAGGCACUUCCCCGACGAGAUGCGAGCCGCGUGCGAGGCCGUCCGCCUCGCGUCCAUCGUCUGCGUCGAGACCCAGCGCACGCUGACCAGCGGCGAGAAGGUGAGCAAGAGCGACGACUCGCCCGUCACCGUCGCCGACUUCGCCGCGCAGUGCAUCGUCACCAGCGUGCUCCGGGAGUCCCAUCCGGACAUACAGAUGGUCGCCGAGGAGAGCGCGGACGAUCUGCGGGGCGAGGCGAACGCGCCGCUGCUCGACCGCGUGACGUCCCUGGUGAACAAGGUGAUCCUGAGGGCGGACUCGGAGAAGGAGAAGCCGGAGGACGGGAGCAUGGUCCGGCUCAUGUUCAACGAGGAGGUCGCGGACGCCAUCGACCGCGGCGGCAAGACCGACCCGUCCAGAUCGGGCAAGUACUGGAUCCUGGACCCCAUCGACGGCACGAAGGGAUUCAUAAACAAGAGGCAGUACGCCAUCGCGCUCGCGCUCAUGGACGACGGCGAGAUCGUCGGCGGCGUGCUCGGGUGCCCGAACAUGCCGAGCGAGCCGAUACCGCCGGGCAGCACCGAGAUCCCGACGGAACCGCCCGGCGUCGUUUUCUUUUCGGCCACGGACGCGGGCGCCGUCAUGAGGAUCGCCACCGAAGUCACCCACACGCACGGAAGGGACGCGAGCUACAUGGAAUCGUGGGGAGAUUCCAUCGUCGCCGCGCACGACGCCACGCGCGAGUUAACGAGGGCGCUGGGCGUCGUCAAUCCCCCGGUGCGCAUCGAUUCCAUGGCCAAGUACGGCGCGUUGGCGCGCGGGGACACCGACAUGUACCUUCGGUUCCCGCCCAAGACGUACAGGGAGAAGGUUUGGGAUCACGCGGCUGGCGCGGCGGUGGUGACGGAGGCGGGGGGGAUAAUCACCGACGGCGCCGGCAACGGGCUCGACUUCGCGUCGGGUCGGUUCCUGGACGUCGAGGGCGGGAUCGUGGCGAGCAGCACCGCGGAGCUGCACGAGAAGCUGCUGAAGCAGAUCGAGGCGCAGGGACUCGUGGAGAAGUGA